Cyphellophora europaea CBS 101466 is the source of this 1953-nucleotide messenger RNA. RefSeq lists its product as uncharacterized. The record is from RefSeq and is a predicted model, not a curated record. Bases 1 to 1953 code for a protein of 650 amino acids. Gene Ontology annotation, molecular function: DNA-binding transcription factor activity, RNA polymerase II-specific; zinc ion binding. Gene Ontology annotation, biological process: regulation of DNA-templated transcription. The transcript has a single exon. Lineage: Eukaryota; Fungi; Ascomycota; Eurotiomycetes; Chaetothyriales; Cyphellophoraceae.
AUGGUACGAACGUUGAAUGUCUCGCCUUCAGCACAGCGCGCCACUCCCGUUGAAGACGCCAGAACUCCGGAAGCCAAUAAUGCACUCAGCAUCCUUAACUCUGGUACCGGGCGCGGAAAUGCCACCCACGCUGCCGUCACCAUAGUCCCCUCAGCUUCGACACGAGAUACAAAGGUGUCGAGUGCACGCAAGCGGAAAUUUGCGCCAAAGUCACGCACCGGAUGUGUGACAUGUAAGCUGCGCAGGGUCAAGUGCGAUGAAGCGAGACCGAAAUGCGAUCGAUGCACGAAGCUAGGCCUUGCUUGUGAUGGCUAUACCGAUUUAAAGACUAUCAAUAUCAAUCUAUUUCUAGAUCGCACGGAUCAAAGGAGCUUCUUGUAUUUCCGAGAGCAGACGCUGCCACAAUUGUCGAGCUUCAUAGAAUUUGGUCUUUGGGAUCAGCUCGCACUUCGGCAUAGUUAUUCGGAGGCAACCGUCUUGCGGGUACUUGUGGCCAUUGGCGCCUUUCAUGAAUAUCUCGAGACCUCGAACUUGGAUGAGCGCCAGGAGCGUCGGCUCACAGCUCUACAGCUCUACCAUAAGGCGGUUGCCAAAGCCGCGUCAGAUCUGCGGCACAUGGUUACAGCAGACGCUCUACUCGUUACCAUCCUUUUCACGUUCCUUGAAAAUAUCAAGGGCAGUGUUUUGAACGCCGUGAAGCAUCUGAAGGCCGCUGCAGCGAUUCUUGCUGGUCAUCAGCAUUCUUCGCCUGGAGGUAAAUCGGUGUUAAUCAGUACAGUGCUUACACCGAUCAUCAACAGGUUGAAUUCCGUUCUACAUCUUCUGUAUGCGCCAUCAUCUGCCAUGCUACGAAAGGACGAUACCGAGCAUCCAUAUUCAUCUUUACUAGAAGCACACGACGAUUUCUUCAGCAUAGCUGAAAGCAUUACUCUGAAGCUUGAUACGCACGGAAACGCAGUAGCUAAUCACUGUGCCUUUCUCGGCCAACUAGACAAGUGGUGGGAGAGGUUUGGCGUCUACAUUGCCACAGCUGGGGGCAUUUCAUGUGGUUGUGAGUGGCCUGAGAAUCUGGCGCACCACCAGCUUGGCUCAGCCUUCCUCGAGAUUCUGUAUCGCACAACCCGUGCCCGCUUGCAUACUGCACUUACCGGUCUCGAGACAACCUUCGACCUUUACGAAGACAGUUUCCACCGUAUCCUCGAUCUGUCAACAAUCAUAGUGCAGAUUCUGAGGUUCUCCCCGACGGCGAGCUCGUCGGUCCGCGACUGUAUUGGCUUCAAACCAGCACACUUUUUAAGCUGUUGGAUGGUCGCGGAGGGCUCCAGAAACCCACAUAUUCGUCGUCGGGCCAUCAAAAUACUAAAGCAAUGGCAUUGGAGCGAUGGGCACUGGGACACGUAUUUGACUGCCGACGCUGUCAGUUGUAUUGUUAGGCGCGAGGAGAGUCACAGCCCCAUACAACCGGUCACAUGUGCUGCCGAUAUCCAGGAGGCAAAUCGAGUGCGGUUUCUGGGCGCCAACUAUUUCCGAUGGGAUACGGCAACAAACACCCCUGUCAUUACCUACAGACUGACAGAGUGUGACUUUGUGAAGAUUAGUGUCCUCUGUCGUGAUCCUAGGUCAGACGAUCGCACGCCCAAAAUCAUGGUGGAGUCGCUCUGGUUGGACCGCCGCAGCCAUGGUCUCGCGAUAGAAAGGACUUGCAGCGUUCCCAGAGCGAUCGGUGGCUUCUUCCCACAGGUACAACGUGCUCACCCAACCAAGCUGUGGGCGAUGCUAGACGAAUCCCGCUCGCCUCUCGACAUCUGGCAAGCACGUCGGUUCAAGAUCGUCCACCCUCCUUUCGAUCGGGAUCCGAACCGCGGUCGGGUCGUGGAUCAGGGUAGGUACCCGAUCAUGGAGGAGAGGGUAAUGGGCCUGUCGUUCAAGACGCUUUUAUACAGCAACGAAUAA